UCGAAUAGUUCGAUUAAUGUCCCCCCGGUAGAACCUUCCCGAGGGCACUGGCCACUCCGGGUGUGGCCAAUCCAGUCAAAAUGGCAAUUUUCAUUACCAGUUUAAAAAACCAUGAAUUUUGAUACCCAUAUUGCCCCAAGUCGUAUGGUUCGAUUAAUGUCCCCCCGGUAGAACCUUCCCGAGGGCACUGGCCACUCCGGGUGUGGCCAAUAUCCUAUAAAUGUGGUCCCAAGCCCAUUGCCCCAAAUCAUUCUGGUCUGGUGACCGUCCUUACAAUCUUCAUAAGAACAGAAUUCCUCCCAAUUUAGUGCACAAACUGUGUCUUUCAAUGUGUGCGUGUGUGUGUGUGAGCAAUAAAAUUACCACCGUGGAUUCGCCUUUGUCGAAACCUCGUCAGGUACUGAAUUUUUCUGAGGCUAUCUGUUAGCUUAAAUAGUUCGCAUGAAAUGUGGCAACAGUGGUGCAACAUUCUCGCGUGACAGUUCCUCGAAAACAGGAGAGAAGGCAAAAUUUGCUAAGUGCUCUCAGCCAAUCAGCAGCCGGUAUUUUUCCUGCAUUCAUUUUUUAUUUUCAUCUUAACUUUUGAAUACUUUAACAAAGUUUUAUCAACUUUGUGAAAUAGUCUACUUGCAAUUUAAGGCUUCCCCUUUCGUUUGGUGGAUAAAGCAUGCAGAUUGCUUGAAUUGGGUGGAAGAUAUAAGCGUUUAAACAAUUACACAAAUCGUUACACUUUCGCUUCGCGAAAUUUUGGAUUGACACCCGUAGACAGUGCCCUUAGGACAAAGUUCUUUGUCAAAAACACCCAAAAGUCAAAAACUGGAAAUUUGGUUUAUUUGACCUUUUUUUUAAAAAAAAACCUCAAAACACAUCUGCGAUCGCACACCGGUGAAAAGCCGUACACCUACCACCCAAGUUGUAGCAGGGCGUUCAGCAACGCGUCCGAUCGGGCAAAACACCACGGCGGGAGAGACGACGGGGAAAGCUCGAACCACUUGUUCGUUCAACGGAAGCCCCCCGGUCAGAGGCUAUGCAGAGUGGCAAGUCAACGAGCAUGAGCAGUCCGAGCAUCAAGUCGGGGUCGGACGCACACUCUUUGGGUUAGCCGUCGAUCAGCAGUCCGAUGUCGAUUCCGGCGCUUACUGCUGAGCUGGUGGACGACAACGACGGCAGCCGCAUGCAGCUGGGCAGUCUUGGAUACAUUAAUUCACGGCGUGGCCGUACGCGGACGAGGAUUUGGAGUCGCCGAUCUGGCACACGUUCUGCGGGAAAUGGUUGACCUCGGUGGUCCAACCACAGUGACAGCUGGUGCCGGAGAUCCUCGGAAUUGAUUCCAGAACCACAUCAACAACAAGGGUUCUCUAAUGAGCUAUCCGCUGCCCAAAAUCCCGGAGAUCAACAGUCAGCUCCACUUUGAGCUUAACAUCGGCAUAGUGACAAAGUAAUCGGCCUGGAUUAUCUUCGUUACGGCGGUGCCAGUGACGGCCGAUGCAGCAGCAGUCGCCAGACCAAACUGCUCCCUCGUCUCAGUUUCCUCCUUGAAGGAAGCAAUCGGCACAUCGGUGAACAUCACCUUGGCGGCCGGGACAACUUCCAGCAGCGUAGCUUGAUCCUUUUCCUGCUCCUUAAGAUUACGGUAAAAGAACAGGUCGGAUCUAACUGGAGAAGGUGCUUACUGCUAGGCUGGUGGACGAUUACAACGGCGGCAGGGUGAGUUUGAAAGCUGAUCCAGUGACGUAUUGAGCUUGUCUAACUCAUGGUCUCUCAAUUUCAGGCCGCCAACCUGCCCGUCUUGCGGGAAAUGGUUGAUCUCGGUAGUCCGGCUUCGGCGACAGCUGGUACUGAUUGCCGUUGCCCUUUGCCAAGAACAACUGCCAGAUGACGGAUUCGGGAGGUUACAGCAUGCGCUCGGCGGACAUUAGCAGGCGGAUUAGCCAAGCAUCGCUACAAUGCUCGAUCUCGACUAUGCGCCCAAGCAGCUACUACAACUCGUCGUUCUACAUUCCGAGCUCACCGGGAAGCUCGUGGCGGUUCAGUUCCAUGUCUCACCGCCAGCCAGCAAAUUCCACCCCAACCAGGACGCCGUGUUGGCCGAGGUCGAAGACGGUGAAAUGGCCGAGAACAAGAUGGGCCACGUGACGUGACGAUUUGCAGCAGCAUCUGCAUGACAAAACAGCUUCCUCCAGGACCGGCCAGAACAGCCUUCAGCAGCACCGAUUAGUCUUUCAGAUCACGGUAAUAGAACAGGUCGUAUCUGCAGCUGAAUAAUAAAUAAAUAUAUUGUAUUUUAUAAAACAUAUUUUGCAUGAAUAAAAAUUUCGCUGUUUAUUUAUUUUCAAUUAAAUUAAAUUUAAAUCGGAUUCCAAAAGAAAAAUCAAAAGCGCCCAAAGAUAGGCAACCUGCAAAGCCUCUGAAUCCGGUGAAAUAUUUCGCCAUGGUCGAACUCGGCAGUGCAUGAAAAUCAUGACAUUUUAAGAUAGACCCACUAAACCAUAAAAAUGGUUAUAUGGGUUGAACUCGAAUUUUCAUGAUAAUAACCAUAAAUAUGGUUUUAUUUGGUGAGCGUGUGGAUUCUUAAUAAGAGAUAUUAAAUUUAAAUUAAAGUAUAAGAUUGGACAAUGUGUUUAUUUAUUCAAAAAUUCUGUACAAUAAAUAAAUGAAAAAAGACUGCUUUCACAAUAUAAUAAUAAAAAUAAUGGAUGUUUCCGAGCUAAUACCGCUGUUUCAAGUUAAAUGUUCCGCCCACCGGUCCUAGCUUGUUUGCUUUUUGGAGCAACCUCAUGCCUCCAUUCAAAUGAACCUUGGUCUUGGUCCAGCCGGAACCAGCUUUGGUGUUGCGAAGUCAACGCGAAUCAUUUCCGAUUUGCUGUCUGCCACGAACCUAGAGAAAAAAAAUGCAUAAGUAUAUUCCAAAUCAAUUUGAGCCAGUAUCACCCACUGGAAGGUCUGUUCAACCUACUGCCGUUUUCGGCAGCGGACUGCGCCAUGGUCCAGUUAUCGUUGUAGGUUCCAACGGCGGAACUGACCAUCUCCGGAACGUCGCGAAUGCCGGUCUUGACUUCAUGCCCAGCAGCUCGGUCAGGUCCCCGCGGCGGUGUGGAAACUUGUGGAACGCGCGCUUUUCUUUCAGUUCGUCAGCAUCAGAAGAAUAAUUGAACGACAUUGUAAGCGAACCUUUUUGGCCGGUUCCGAUCGCAAACCAGCGUCCUGUCAAGUAAGUUGAUGCCCAGCAAUUCCCAAAUGUUUGGUGGCGCUGUUUCGGGAAUAACAUUUCAGAGGGUCACAAAUCAAAAUAUAAUAAGUCUUAUUUAAUUUUUUGGAAAAUAAUCCUGUAGCUGCUCAUAUUGAUUCUUUUCAUUAAAAUAAACCUUAAAUGCCGCCAACAACAAAAUAUGUUUAGCAGUUGCUCCUCUGCAUUCGACUUGUUCGGAUCGUUUUCUUAGCGCGUGUUCUCAUUAUUGUGUACAAUAUGGAAACAAAAGAACCUCAGUUUACAAAAGUAAAAUCUGCUCAACUAAAGGGCUGGAAACGGGAAUAUCCCAAGUCAGCAAUUGGACCAUUUGCCGUUUUCUUCAGGCAGCAAGACUCCCCGAUAAACCUGAUAACCGUAGCUGAUACUAUCAACCGGUAUUAUUCAUCGGUAGAAAGAAUCAGCAAAGAAAAUCGACACACCGUGAAAGUUAUCCUAACCGAUCGAGAAGAAGCGAACCAUCUCCCACAAAAUCCGACAUUUACACCGUCCUAUUGUGUGUACGUGCCGUGUCGUUAUGUGGAGAUUGAUGGAAUCGUCGACGAACCAGGACUUAACCCGACUGAGCUCAUCAAACACGGAGUUGGAAAAUUCAGAAACCCCCGCAUGGACAGUGUACGCAUUGUUCGGUGCAACCAGUUGGUCAAGUUUUCAUCUGAUAUCAAUGAAUAUCUUCCUACAAAAGGAUCGCGUGUCACCUUCGCUGGAACCAUACUACCGGACUUUAUUGAGUACAAGCGUGUACUCAUUCCCGUUCGAUUGUUCAUACCCAAGGUCAUGUACUGCAACAAAUGUCAUCGAUAUGGACAUACGGUAAAAUUUUGUCGUAACCCUGAACAGCCACCACAACAAGUUUGUAAUAACUGCAAAAUCACUCAUUCUCGGAUUUCGGAUUGUACAAAUUUCAAGGCCAUGGCACUCAAACAGAAAAAACAGUACAAGGAGGCGUACAAAAAACACUUGGUAGUCUCAACUGAGCAACGCAAUCAGACUACAGUGAACCUCAAACCUCAACACGAAGCGACACACUCUCACUCGAGCACUCAGCAAAACCUUCAACAGAAAUGCUCACGCAAGGUCACCCCACUCUUCACUCUUCCUCAGCUGGUAUCCCUAAUCUGCGAUGCAACAGGAGUUGAAGACAACUGGAGAGAAAUAAUCAACACGGCGAUGCCUUUCUGGAAACACCUCUGGAAAUAUAUUGUUUUUAAGAUUCCUGAAUUAGAUCAUCUUGUAACAAUUUAAAGUUACAAUCCAUGUAAUCAGACUCUCGGCUCCGUAAAGAUUAUUCGAUUGAGCCUAAAUAAAUAAACCAAUUGAAAAAAAAAAAAAAUAAAUAUGUUUAGCAUCAGGUCUCAGGCAAAGCUUCCCAGCAGGUGUCUUUUUCAAAUCCUCUGAAAUGUCUUCCGCAAAUUCUUAUUUGGCCAAUGAACUUACAGAUCAUCAUAAUGUUAAUUUAAAUCUACAAUUUGAGGCGGUUGAGCUCAACCAUGUUGUUGGGUAACUUUAAGAGCGAGUCCACGAACAGGGCAUAGCCCAUUGUUAGGGACGUUGUGGGGCUCACGUUGUGGGGCUUUACAAAAAAGCAUGUUUUUGAGUCAAACAAACCAACUUCUUUGGUACCCCGUGGUUUGAAUGUGUUGGUAAAUUUUCGACAAGAAAGCCAGAACCUCUAUUUUUAGACAUAAAAGUUCAAAUUUAGAAACUAAUUUUGUUGUUUUGUGUCUAUUCCUACUGAAACAAAUUAAAAAAUAUUCAAAUAUUGUGCAAAAACAUUGCUAAAAUCACUUCUCAAUUCACCCCAUGUGUCUCGAUUUGCCCCGGAUAAUGGUACACAUUUAAUUUGAUUUUAACUAACGAAACAAAAAUAAAGAAAAAAAUAUUUUCGUCCUUUCGAUUUUGCGCCCUUUUCGUCAUGUUACUCCCCAUAAUUUUGACACUAGACACCAAAACUUUGGUACUUUUUAGGCUUCAGUGACAUUGUAUGCAGAUGACAGCCGAAGCAUCCCCGUGAAUUAUUCUAAUGGUACGUUCGUUUGAAGAGCCGGUGCGGCACUGAGUGCCGCACUCGUCGAGUGCCAGUUUUGGUUCAAACGAACGGUCUAGUUUUACUCUCAGUUUUUGUGCUUGUGUGCGUGCGUGGUGUUUUGUUUUGGUUCAAAAAACGUCAGUCAAAAUGAGAUCGUUGCGAAUUGAACGUACCUUCGCGCUGGUAUUAAUGGUGUAUGUCUCGUAUCCUGUCUCAGGAACGAUCAUUGGAACCCGGAAAGCGGUUCGUAAGAACCUGGAGCUUACUUUUGGUUUGAGAUGGCCGUUCUCUAAUGAGCUUCAGGUUUACUAGCAAGAGUGACAGUUACCAACGAAAUUCCAUAAACCUGAAGUUCUUCAAAUAUUCUUAAAAUAAUAAAAUUAAAAAAAAGUAUUUUAGAAUUUAAAAAAAAUAUAUUUUUUUUUAAUAAUUAUAUCAAUUUAAUGAAAUAUAGGUCAUUAAUAUAUUUGAGAAUUUUAAGAAUUUCUGUAAUUUUAGAAUUUUAUUAAAUUUUAACACAGGAAAUUCAUAUUUCUGAUUAAAGUUAGAUUGAGAAUUUUUGGAAUUUAAAGAUUACAGAAAUUCUCAAAAUUAAUAAAUCCAGAAAAAAAAAUUCCAUAAGCAUUUAAAAUUUAUCAAAAAAAAACUAUAAUUUCCAAUAAUUGAAGAAUAUUCGAAAACGCUAACAUAUCUUAAUUCCAGAUUCUUUAAAAUCACAUUUUUUUUAUUUUAAAAAUCCAAAAACUUUGGAAAUUUCCAAAAGGUAUAAAUUACUGAAGAUUUUUAAAUUCUAAUCAUUCAUAAAACUCUUAAAUUCCAAAAACUAUACCUCAAAACAAUCCUACAAAAUAAUUGAGUAAAGAAAUUCCUGAAAUUCUAAACUUACAGACAUUUCUUAAAUUCCUAAAUAACCUAACAUUUCUGAAUUCCCAAAAAUAUCUAAAAAUUUUUAAAACUCCUAAAAUUCCAGAAAUUAAAAAAAAAAACCUAAA
Culex pipiens pallens (northern house mosquito) is the source of this 6268-nucleotide messenger RNA. RefSeq lists its product as uncharacterized. Gene Ontology annotation, molecular function: nucleic acid binding; zinc ion binding. NCBI's taxonomy places the organism in Eukaryota, Metazoa, Arthropoda, Insecta, Diptera, Culicidae. The transcript has 2 exons. Bases 3467 to 4492 code for a protein of 341 amino acids. The record is from RefSeq and is a predicted model, not a curated record.